UUAUAGAACCAACAGAACCCCCAGGAGAAAACAGAGAGCAAAUGAGAAGCAAAACGUCGAAUCGCCAAUUGGCUCCUGAAGUUGUGUUCUUCUUGGUCAUCAUGUUCAUGACUUCGAUCCCAGUGAACUCAACAACAUGUCAGGAGGCCUUGGGACAUGCAGCUCCCUGUAUAAAAUAUGCUUUGGGCGCAGCUCCGCUUCCACCGAGUCCCGAGUGUUGCAAGGGUGUGGACGCCUUGGCGGACAUCAUGGCGUUUGUCAACGAUGGACCCAAGAUUCUGUGCCGAUGUUACCACGAGAUUCCGCCUUCUGUAGGGGUCAAGUCUGAGCUUGCCAAAAAGGUCACUCUGGAUUGCGGAUAUCAAUUCGACACCCCAACUGAACCUGGUGCUGAUUGCAACAGCAUUUGGGGGAUCAAAUCUUCAAAUGGGACAUGAUUUCCAAGUCAAGACGUUUGAGGAGACGGCAGAGCUUGACACAUUGCCAAUGUCUUUAGUACAUUUUCAUGUAAUAAUCGAACAAGCAAUGUGAAUGAAGGGUUCGAAAAUUUCUUA
This is a messenger RNA of Syzygium oleosum, 554 nucleotides long. RefSeq names its product non-specific lipid-transfer protein-like. The record is from RefSeq and is a predicted model, not a curated record. Gene Ontology annotation, cellular component: membrane. Gene Ontology annotation, biological process: lipid transport. The transcript is spliced from 2 exons. Bases 42 to 437 code for a protein of 131 amino acids. Lineage: Eukaryota; Viridiplantae; Streptophyta; Magnoliopsida; Myrtales; Myrtaceae. Gene Ontology annotation, molecular function: lipid binding.